AUGAACAUCAAGGAACUCAAGAAGCUCCUUGAUGCGGUAAACGCCAAGCGUGCUGCGAAGGGACUCAAGUCGGUUUGCAUCAACACGAAGCUGGCAAAGGCUGCGCAAGUCUUGGCGAGUGAUAACGCCAAGAACAACAAGGUCACCACCAAGGGCUCUGAUGGUUCGACUCCGUCGUCGCGCUACAGCGCUCAGAAAAUCAAGACAACACAGUCGGCCGAGCUUGUGGCCGCUGGUCAAGCGAGCGUAGACGCGGUCGUGGCGACUUGGAUCAAGUCUUCAAGUGCUUACUUAUACAGUGACCUCAAGUUCAUCGGCCCUGGCUACGCCUACGACAAGACCAAGACAUAUAAACACUACUGGGUGCUCGACCUCGCUAACGCCAAUGGUGAGGCCUGUGCAUAA
Phytophthora infestans T30-4 is the source of this 405-nucleotide messenger RNA. RefSeq lists its product as uncharacterized. The coding region runs from base 1 to 405 and encodes 134 amino acids. Lineage: Eukaryota; Oomycota; Peronosporomycetes; Peronosporales; Peronosporaceae. The record is from RefSeq and is a predicted model, not a curated record. The transcript has 2 exons.